UAGGUUGUGCCUGUGAGUGAAGGUGAAAGUGCGCCUGUAAAUGUAAUUUAAUUAUAUUGAUUGUGUGGACGGGGUGCAUCAACAGAACAAAAAUGACUACUAGUGUGACAGUGUUUUCAAGAGCAAGUGAUUACAAAAAUGAGGGAAUGUAUGUGUUUGAAAAGACAAAAUUGAUGUGCGGGUACUGCCAAAAGCCAAUUGAUUGGACUCGUAAGAGUGUGAUUGACAACCACGUUGACAGUGACAAACACAAAGGUAAUAAGGAAAGAAAAUUAGCAGAGAAAAAUAAUAAACGUCAAGUAUCAAUAGCAGAAAGUAUCAGCAAUGCCAAGAAACUUAAACAAGAUAGAGAAGAGUUUAUCAAGUCAACUGUGCGUGCAUUUUUGAAUGCUAACAUUCCCCUAGAAAAGCUUGACAAGACAGAAUUUCGUCAGUGGCUCAAUAAAUAUGUACCUGGUUCUGGUGAUUUGCCCAAUGCUCAACAACUUCGAGAGAAGUACAUUCCUCUUUUGAAGGACGAUUAUGAUGAUAUACUGAAAUCAAAACUGAAAGGGAACAAAAUCAUUGUGCUGUGCGACGAAACAACCAAUAGAUUAGGCCAAGCUGUUUUCCUUGUCCUGUUCAAGAUACUACCUUCCAAGGAGAAUCCCACACCAAAUCUUUUUGUUGCUUCUGUGAAAAUACUGCAGAACACUAAUGCGGACGAAUGCUCUAAGGCUUUUUUGCAGACUAUUCAACAUUUUGAAGUGGCCCAUCAGGAUGUGGUCGCUAUUGGAUCAGACAGUGCAGCCUACAUGAAUUUAUGCAUUCGGCUCCUAAAAACACUUCUAGAUAACCCUAGUUUGAUUCAUUUGCAGUGCUGGGCCCACAAAUUAGAUAAGAUUGUUAAAAUCUUCCCUGAGCAACUGGUUAGACUAAAUGAUUGUGUCUCUUUUUCUAAAAAGCUAUUUAAGAACACAAGAAAAAGGAAACACAAAUAUAUUAAUUAUUUAAAAACUAAGUACUCUUUUACAAAUGCUAAAGAAAUUAAGCUGUUUCCAUUACCUGUUAUGACUAGAUGGGGAACCUGGAAAAAAUCUGCUGUCUAUAUAGCUGAUUAUGCUGAAGAUAUUGCUGAUUAUGUUUGCAAAGAAUUAACAGGAAAGUCAUAUGACAGUCAGGCUGUCAAAUAUUUUCGGAAACUGAAACCUGAAGAUAUUAUGAUUAUUAAGGCAGAGGCAAAGUUUGUGGUAGAAUAUUGUAGCCCUGUUUGUGAUUUGCAAUUAAUGGUUGAAGGAUCUAAGUACCCCAUGUCCCAUUUGUUGUAUGCAAAGGUUAGUGAGAUUCGCAAACCCUUUUCUAGUGUAGCUAAUGCUGGGGACUCUAUUCAGGGGGUCCUUUUUGAUAAGACAAAAGACAGUGUUGCUUUAGUGCCUCACACAAAACAAAAGACAUUACUUGGGAGAAUUAAGAAGGUGUGUGAGGCUUGUAAUGAUCUAAUAAAAUCCCAACUUAAAGAGGACACUGCUUCAGAAUUUUUUGAGGCAUCUAAUAUUCUUUUUAAUCCUUGUAAGCUGUCUGCUUCUCUCUCGAGUGAGAAAAUCGUCAAAGCAAAGGAAAGUAUUGCUAUUUUAAAUUGUAUUCCUACAGCUAACUUUGUCAUUUUGCAUUCAUUACUUUCUGACCAUGUUAAAGAAAAUAAUGCUAAUGCUAGUCAUUCUAAGAAGGGGGGUUCUAGGGAGGAUGUUGUUGUGAAUGCUCUAAUGUCUAUGAUGCAGGAUCACCCAAUAUUUGCUGUUUCUUGUUUGCAAGUGUUACAUGUAAGUGUGUCAAAUGUUGACAGUGAAAGGGGUUUUAGUGCAUAUGGAGAUAUAUUUACCCCAAAGAGAACAAACUUAACCAAAGAUAAGGUAGAAGCUAUGAUGUGCAUGUAUUUUAGUAGUGGGAUGAUAGAUCUUAAUAAUAAUAAUGCUACUGACUACAGUGAAAGUGAUGGAGUAGUAGCUAGUGGCAGUGGACCCCCAUCUGUGUAUUUUAAUGAUACUGAAGAUAUGUUUUGUGAUGACCUGUGACCUGGCCUGUAACCUGACUGAUUUUCUGGAUUUUUUACUGA
This is a messenger RNA of Frankliniella occidentalis (western flower thrips), 2092 nucleotides long. RefSeq lists its product as uncharacterized. Gene Ontology annotation, molecular function: protein dimerization activity; double-stranded DNA binding. Gene Ontology annotation, cellular component: nucleus. The transcript has 3 exons. Bases 93 to 2051 code for a protein of 652 amino acids. NCBI's taxonomy places the organism in Eukaryota, Metazoa, Arthropoda, Insecta, Thysanoptera, Thripidae. The record is from RefSeq and is a predicted model, not a curated record. Gene Ontology annotation, biological process: regulation of transcription by RNA polymerase II.